CCCAUUGACACUACGCUGCAUGGCUGCAGGUUAGAUUCGACGCUGUCCAAAGUGGGCUUAGGACAAUUGGAGUGUUUUGAGUUCUACUCGCAAAUGACUACCUUCCGUUCGCUUGGUAACAUAACCGGCAGACUCUUGCUGCACGGAAAGAAUGUGUCGACCAGUUCUUGCUGUGCGGCCGCGGAAUCAUCGAUGAACAUUUUUGAUCGAAACGCAAAACGGAUACAGAAAGAGAGAGCCGCGAGGAGUCCUGAUGUGGAGCUGUUCGAUUACAUAAAGGAAGAAGUUGGGUUCCGGCUGUCUGACAGAGUAUUCGAUAUAAAACGACAAUUCAAAGUAGCUGCGGACAUUGGUUGCAACCGAGGAUUCGUAUCCAGGCACAUUCUAGCAGAUUCUGUAGAAAACCUUAUUUUGUGCGACAUGAGCCCGACGAUGCUUGAACAAUCUAAUGGAACCCCUGGCGUAAAGAUCGAAAAGAGGGAAAUGGAUGAGGAAAAGCUUCAGUUUGAAGAAAAUUCUUUGGAACUAGUCAUAUCUAAUUUGAGCCUGCACUGGGUUAACGAUCUUCCUGGUUGCUUCCAAUCAAUUAUAAACAGUUUGAAACCGGAUGGGGUAUUCAUGGCGACUAUGUUUGGUGGGGACACUCUUUACGAACUGAGAUCCUCACUGCAAUUGGCUGAAUUGGAAAGGAAGGGUGGACUAUCACCGCAUAUUUCUCCGUUUACCCAAAUUAGAGAUGUAGGGUCGUUGCUAAAUAGAGCCGGUUUCACUAUGCUCACAAUCGACACAGAUGACAUUGUUGUUGGGUAUCCAACAAUGUUUGAGUUAAUGUGGGAUUUGAAAGGAAUGGCUGAGAACAAUGCUGCGUUCAAUCGACCCCUUCAUAUAAGCCGAGAAACGUUAAUGGCGGCGGCGGCCAUCUAUAAGGAGCUAUAUGGGAAGGACGAAGGCAUCACAGCUACAUUUCAAAUAAUUUAUCUAGUGGCGUGGAAACCUGGACCAAAUCAACCGCAGCCUUUAGCACGAGGAAGUGGCGAGUUUUCACUUAAAGAUCUUGGAAAAGUGAUCCAACAAGGUGGCAAAGCAAAAUCAAGUAAACAUAAGAAGAGUGGUCCGGAAGUGAAUAAUAAACAUAAUGAUAAAGAGGGAGAAAGUUGUAAAUAGGGAUUCAAAUGUGUUUAGCCUCCUGCUUGUAAAUAAAGAUAGACUAGUCGUUUUUAA
Messenger RNA from Hermetia illucens (black soldier fly), 1221 nucleotides. Its product is annotated as arginine-hydroxylase NDUFAF5, mitochondrial. The record is from RefSeq and is a predicted model, not a curated record. Gene Ontology annotation, molecular function: S-adenosylmethionine-dependent methyltransferase activity. The transcript has 6 exons. The coding region runs from base 94 to 1164 and encodes 356 amino acids. NCBI's taxonomy places the organism in Eukaryota, Metazoa, Arthropoda, Insecta, Diptera, Stratiomyidae. Gene Ontology annotation, biological process: mitochondrial respiratory chain complex I assembly. Gene Ontology annotation, cellular component: mitochondrion.